UGGUAAUAUCAGCCAAUAUAGCGGAAUUUGGGGGUGACGUGAAAGGGCUGCCGUACGUUGUAUGAGAGCAUCAUAACAGGGAAAUAUUAACCACCGCAAACAAAGUGCUAGAUCUGACACAACCAUCUGAAAGGAAACAUGCCUCCCAAGUUUGGUGGCGGAGAGAAGUGCGGCAUCUGUAGUAAAUCGGUGUACGCUGCCGAGAGGAUAGAGGCGGGGGGCACACCCUUCCACAAGCUGUGUUUCAAGUGUUCAGAAUGUAAAAUGAGUCUCAAGUUAAACACGUAUGCACAGGCCGAUGGCAUUCUGUACUGCAAGAAGCACUACCAGGAGAUAGUGGUUGCCAAGAACACGCAGACUCCCGUCUUAUAGCCGAGAAGCCCAGGGAGCGUGUGUGUCAGUGAUCUUUGUAGCUCUUUGAUAUAAAACUGAAAUGGUUGUAAUUUGUCCCGUAUGUCGGUGCUAGUUCAUCUAUCUAUACAUCAUGUACACAAGAUCUGAUUAUUUCCGUUGAAUAAAAUUAUUAGUUUUAUUAGAAA
Messenger RNA from Magallana angulata, 539 nucleotides. RefSeq lists its product as uncharacterized. The coding region runs from base 139 to 372 and encodes 77 amino acids. Gene Ontology annotation, cellular component: plasma membrane; actin cytoskeleton. Gene Ontology annotation, biological process: actin filament bundle assembly. Gene Ontology annotation, molecular function: actin filament binding. The record is from RefSeq and is a predicted model, not a curated record. The transcript has 3 exons. Lineage: Eukaryota; Metazoa; Mollusca; Bivalvia; Ostreida; Ostreidae.